CUCUGCAUCAGCGUUAUCCUCUCUCCAACGAAGAGCAAGAAAAUCAGAGCGUCCGUCAAUGGCGGCUACUUCUCUCUUUUCAGGCCUUUCUCCCUACACUUGCCCUGCGUUUUCGUGCCGCAACUCACCUGGCGCUGGCAGUCUCUCAUCAAUCAUCUUCAAUGUUAGAAAGGCAUCCGAGGUCUGUUUCUCAUCCAAGAACAAGCCUGGAUUCAUGGACCAAAUUCUUGAUUACAUUGAAGGGGGCCCAAAGUUAAGGAAAUGGUAUGGAGCACCUGAUCUCCUCCCCAAAGAUGGAUCCAUUACGGAAGAAGAUGAGUCUUCAGAAGAAGAUGAAGUUAGAGAUGCAAUUCUAGUAACUGAUGGAGACAAUGAGAUCGGCCAGAUGGUAAUACUAUCAUUAAUUGUCAAACGAAUUAGGGUUAAGGCAUUGGUGAAGGAUAAACGUGCUGCUGUUGAAGCCUUUGGAACUUAUGUUGAGGUAGCCAAUGACUGGAGAUACAAAGGACACAUCAUUCCAGAAGGAGGCUCUAAGAGGUGUUCGUGCAAUAAUAUGCCCAAAUGCUUCUUAUCUCAAGUUAGGAGCCUGAAAGGAAUACAACAUGUGAUCCUAUUAUCCCAGUUGUCUGUUUAUAGAGGUACCGGUGGGAUUCAAGCUCUCAUGAAUAGCACAGCAAGAAAACUGGCAGAGGAAGAUGAAUCAAUAGUAAUGGCUUUGGGAGUUCCUUAUACCAUCAUCCGAGCAGGAUUGUUGCAGAAUAGCCCAGGCAGGACGCUAGGUUUCAGUUUUGAAGAGGGUAGUGCAGCACGGGGAAGACUUAGCAAGGAGGAUGCUGCAAUCAUAUGUGUGGAAGCACUUUAUGCUGUCCCACAAAGAGGACUAGUAUUUGAGGUUGUCAAUGGUGAAGAUAAGGUUUCAGACUGGAAGGAGUGUCUGACAACAUUGAUGGAGAAGGCAGAGCCUCUGCUUUAACUAAUUUGUGCAAGUGAAAUAGCAAGUUCUAGGAUCAAACAAAAUUAUAUACAAUAUUUGUACCAGUUAUUGGGAAAAAAAUGUAGAAUAUUUAUUCCACUUGCUGGGACUGAGGGACACAUAAAAUUUAUAUUUUUGUCUUUAUACUUUUUUUUUUUAUGUAGUCACCUGAAUUUUUCAUUAUUUCGAUUACACCAUUGUAUCUGCAUUUUUUAGUCAAUUUAAUUCUUGUGUUUUGA
Molecule: messenger RNA, 1212 nt
Organism: Diospyros lotus (date-plum)
Lineage: Eukaryota; Viridiplantae; Streptophyta; Magnoliopsida; Ericales; Ebenaceae
Exons: 9
Coding region: 59-973 (304 amino acids)
Cellular component (GO): chloroplast
Source: RefSeq, a predicted model, not a curated record